AUGCUCCACUCGAGACCACCCUCGGACAACUUUUUCCCUGGCACGUUGUGGUCUCGUGAAAUCUACGUAGGCGAUCCAUACACCUUUUUGUUCGUCAAGCGAGGCAUCCUCCAGUUUGUCUAUGUCAAGCCCGUGCUGGCUAUUUUGACCAUGGUUCUCAAAGUCACUGGCAAUUAUCAAGAAGGCGAGAUUAGCUGGUCCAGUUCCUACGUUUACUUGACAUUCUUUUACAAUCUGAGUGUCUCUUUGACGCUAUGGUGUUUGAUGGUGUUCUUUUACGCCACUAAGAAAGAUUUGACCGGGUUCAGACCGUUACCGAAAUUUCUGUGUGUCAAGGCAAUUAUUUUCUUUUCAUUUUGGCAAAGUGUCAUUAUCGCAUUGCUUGUGUCAGCUGGUGCCAUACCAGGGGAAGAGCAUAUCUCAGUAGCUAUUCAAGAUUUCCUGAUUUGCUUGGAAAUGAUACCCGCGGCUAUUGCCCAUUCGUUCUCGUUUUCAUACGAGGAUUAUUACGAUCACAAUGUACACUCCGCUCGUAUGCCGAUCAUGCACGCCAUCCGCGAUUCGUUGGGACUGAAAGACGUCUACAUGGACACGCUCGAUACCUUGCGUGGUUCACAGUUCAACUACCGCUCAUUCGAACCCUCCGAAGGUGUUCCCCAUAUCGGCAGUAGCCGGACAUCCCGUAUCAUGGCAGGCUUGCGCUACUCUUCGAGCACGGCGAAGAAGCACUGGCUCGAGCCUGCACCCGUGUCACGGUAUCUAAAUACAGGCCGUGGCAUGAAUGGUGAAACGGUGGAUGACAGCGACCCGCUCGAGUUUGAAGAUCCCAACCCUUGGGACGAGGUGGAGGCUCUGUAUGAGCAAAGUCGAUCGAUGAUGUUUGGCGACUACAAUUAUCCAGUGAUCGAUUUCCGAGCACCGUUGUGGCGACAAGUGCGGAUGGCGAGUCCCACAGGUAGCACACGCAAGCUGCGGACAUCCUAUGUACCUGCGCCGCGUGAAGGAUGCAUCGACGUCAUUGUUGAACAAGGAAAGGGCAAUUAUGUGGUUGUCAAUGACAUG
Molecule: messenger RNA, 1062 nt
Organism: Zychaea mexicana
Lineage: Eukaryota; Fungi; Mucoromycota; Mucoromycetes; Mucorales; Lichtheimiaceae
Product: organic solute transporter Ostalpha-domain-containing protein
Exons: 5
Biological process (GO): transport
Molecular function (GO): transporter activity
Source: RefSeq, a predicted model, not a curated record